UCCCGUCUUGUUGUUCCUAGGGCUUUUCAUCUCCAAAAGAGGGCAUCUCUCUCUCUAACCUCUUCCCUGUAGUAGUAUAUACCAUGUAGGAUAGAAGAAUCAGAAUAAUUCUCCAGCAUCUACUUAAUAUCAUUAUACAUCUGUAUAUAUACAAUUUCUUCAUUUUUUUUCAGGCAGCAUAGAAAUUAAGCUAGAUCACUAGAACAACUAUUCAUCAAUUCUAAUCACCAUGACUUCGGUCAUCAACAUGGACGGUCAUGAUCAGCUACUCACCGAUGAUCUUACCGAUUUAUCCACCCUGCAACAUCAUCACGAUCAGGGGGAAAUGCAGAGCAAAGAGGAAAAUGUUGAAAAGAAAUGUGGGAAUCAUGAUGGGGUUUGUGCAAUAUGCUUGGAUGAGAUUGUGCUUCAAGACACCGCUCUGAUAAAAGGUUGCGAGCAUGCCUACUGCGCAACCUGUAUUCUUCGUUGGGUGACAUACAGCCAAAAGCCCACCUGCCCUCAGUGUAAACAUCCAUUUGAAUUCCUGAACGUCCAUCGUUCCCUUGAUGGCAGCAUACAAGAUUACAUGUUCGAGGAGAGUGUGUGCCUACUCCUUAGAGCCAAAUGGUUUGAGCCGUUAGUUGUGGAGGAGCGUGAAGAUGUGUAUGAUGGCCAUGAGGAUUAUUAUUACUAUCCCUAUGAUGAUGAAGAGGAUGAUGAUCUAGAUGACGCUUACUUCAGCAGUUCAUCGGUUAUCCGGAUUGGUAAUCGAAGAUGGGGAGAUAAUGGAUACGUGAGGGGUGGGCGUCAAGAAGCAAGGCCUGUACGUAGAUCAAACAUACAGGACCCGGGUGCUAGUUCGUCUUGUGAGCCUAGGAAGAAAGAGGCUGCAGUGGAUAAAACCGGGAGACGGGCAAAGCGGGCGCUCAAACGGGAAGCGGCUGACAAGGCAGCCGCAGAGAAACAUCAGCAGCAUUUGGCGAGGUUGGGUCGGAAGUAAUUCAGUCUAAUGCAAUUGCACUAUAUGGCAGAUUAUUAACUACCCCUUCGCCAUCUCAAUGUACAGUAUUCCCCUGACCUUUUUCUUUUGGGUUAAGACUGUAUUUUCGGUCUACCAUGUUAAAUAAUGUACCAUCAAAGGUAAUAAAAUAGGGAAGAAUAAAAAA
Pyrus x bretschneideri (Chinese white pear) is the source of this 1148-nucleotide messenger RNA. RefSeq lists its product as uncharacterized. Lineage: Eukaryota; Viridiplantae; Streptophyta; Magnoliopsida; Rosales; Rosaceae. The record is from RefSeq and is a predicted model, not a curated record. Bases 230 to 982 code for a protein of 250 amino acids. The transcript has 4 exons.